This is a messenger RNA of Beta vulgaris subsp. vulgaris (sugar beet), 1013 nucleotides long. RefSeq names its product protein COBRA. NCBI's taxonomy places the organism in Eukaryota, Viridiplantae, Streptophyta, Magnoliopsida, Caryophyllales, Amaranthaceae. Bases 94 to 750 code for a protein of 218 amino acids. The transcript is spliced from 4 exons. Gene Ontology annotation, cellular component: plasma membrane. The record is from RefSeq and is a predicted model, not a curated record. Gene Ontology annotation, biological process: plant-type cell wall cellulose biosynthetic process; cellulose microfibril organization.
ACUCUCUUUUCUCUUUCAUCUCAAAGUGGGAUUUCAUUUCAUAUAACCCAAAGAUUAAAAGAGAAGAAACACGAAAGAAAAUAGAUACCAUCCAUGUUGAGAUAUCUGAGCUUUUUUUGUGUGUUCUUUCUCUUCUCCUCAUUGUCCACUCUAACAGAAGCUCGUGAUCAUUCAAAUUUCAAUGCCAAUAUCGCCGUCAAGUGGGAUCUUAUGAACUGGACUCCCGAUGGUUAUGUUGCUGUGGUAACAAUCUACAACUUCCAAGAACAUCGUAAUAUUCAAGCACCAGGAUGGAGAUUAGGUUGGACUUGGGCCAAACACGAGGUGUUGUGGAGUACAGUGGGAGGGCAAGCAAUAAACCAAGGAAAUUGUUCACAUUUCAAAGGAAACAUCCCAGUAAGUUGUAUGAAAACUCCCACUAUUGUAGAUUUGAAGCCAAAUACUCCCUACAACCAACAAAUUGAGAAUUGUUGCCGAGGAGGUUUGCUCUCUGCAUGGUCUAAUAAACAUCGUCGAACUACUUACAUAAGUGCCUUCCAAGUUUCAGUCGGCCAAGCAGGGACUAGUAAUAGAACUGUCAAAUUGCCUAAGAAUUUCACAUUCAAGGCACCAAGAGAUCGUUACACUUGCGGACCUGCAAAGGUGGUCCGUCCUACUAAAUUUUUAACCAUGGAUAAAAGAAGAACUACUCAAGCUUUAAUGACAUGGAAGAUUACAUGCACAUAUUCGAGAAAUCGCAGAAAUAUAUAAUGUGGAGGAUUUCCUUCUAUAGUCACUUGAAAAUUGUGUGUUAUGGCUUUUGCCCCAUACAAUAAGAGCAAAGACACGUUUUUAUGCAGGAUGUUGUGUAUCUUAAUUUUGUAUUCUUCAAAUUUUCUUGCUUCAUUACUGUUAGAAAUAGAAAAAGGGUGAAGAAGAUGAAUACUAUGAAUGACAAAUCUUCUAGGCGUGUGUAGACACUUUCCCAAAAGUGAUAUUCCGACCCUAUACGAAGUACGGGUUGCACGGAAUUC